AUGGAUCUUCUAGCAGUAAUAUUUCGCAGGAGACUAGAACGGGAUCGUUACUUCACUCAAGCCAUAGAUCCAUCCAGCCUUUCGUCGGACAGUCCUCCUCCGUCUUCUACAGGCAGCCUCAACAUGGCCACCACGGCGGCCGGCAACAAGCUGGCCCAGGAGAUUCACGACGAGUUCCUAACCUGCAAGAUCUGCCUCGAAGGUUUCAAGUCCCCAAAGUGUCUGGAUUGUCUUCAUACAUUUUGUGAACAGUGCAUUGACAACCAUGUUUUGAACGAGUGUACAUACAAGAAGUACUCCGACUAUCGAGAGUUCACCUGUCCUCUCUGCCGUAAACGGACCCAACUGCCCAUUGGAGGCGUCAAGAAGCUGCCGGACAACUUUCUAGUGUCCAGUCUUAGCGAGGUGGUGGCCAGGCAGAAACCCAGCAAGUUCCCCUUCUGUGACAUCUGCAAGCUCGUCAGCCGGAAGCAUCGGGAGGCUAGCAGCAAGUGCAUUGACUGCAACAAGCUGCUGUGUAAACAAUGUGUCGACUUGCAUAAAGAGACCAAGGUGACCCAGAACCACAGCCUUUUCGAUGUGGAGAUAGAGAAGGACAUCGAGUGUAAAGAACAUCAGGACGAGGUUGUCCGCUUUUACUGCGAACCCUGUCAGACGUGCAUCUGCGUGCUGUGUACCUUCAACGAACACAAAGACCAUGAGAUCACUCAGUUUGCGGACGCUGUAGGCAAGUACAAGGACAGCAUCCAGCACCUGCUGGGCGACUGCAAGGGCAAGAUCGACGUCUACGACAGGCAGCUGGCUCUGCUCACCAAGUGCGAAGGCUUCAUUAAGGCAGCCGAGCAGCGGAUCAGAGAUGCCUCCGUACAUUUUGUAACUGAAAUACGUAACAAGGAGAAGAACCUGAUCGAUGACCUACAUCGCUGUUACGGUUCCGAGCUGAUGCAAUACGUCAGCAGGAAAAAUGAGAUGCAAAAUAACCUGGACGGCCUGAAAAGCACAUGCAGUCUGACUGAACUAGACAAACUUUCGGUGAUGGCCAAUGUUGAAUUGAAGGAUCUUCCGCGGACGGUGGGCAAGCAGAUCUGUUUCGUUCCUGGCACAGUAGAACUUGGCAAACUCGAGGAUCCGGAUCUAACCCUGGAUAAAAAGAAAGGACUGAUAGCUAAUGAUGAUGGCCGAAGACUGACUCUACCCAACAUGUUGUUUGGUCACAGAGGGUAUGAUCGUGACAUCAUGGAAGAGGCUCAGAAGGUGGUCCCAAAGAGGUCGGCAGUUACGCAGACGGAUGUUAACUUUUUUGGGUCAACCAGCGUUAAGAAUCUUGUAGAGAAGAGCAUGCAGACAGAGUAUCCUGAAAGAUACGAUCGAGAUAUCUCUUCUGCCUGCAGCAGUAAUGGCGGAUCCUUCUCCAUGGAGACAAGGGGGACAGAGACUGAUGCUAUAUCCACGCUAGAGAAAGCGGUCAACACUCGCUCUAGGACCUUGCAGAAUUCAGUCAAUCAAAUGCAGAGAACCGAUGGUGCAGGGAUGGACGCUGCAGCAGCACGUAGACUUAGACGGCGACGAGAGAGGGUGAAACCCAUGGAAGUUUCAGUUCGACCAACUACGAUCUACAACCCUGUUGGAGCAGGAUACGGGUAUGGU
Candidula unifasciata is the source of this 1647-nucleotide messenger RNA. NCBI's taxonomy places the organism in Eukaryota, Metazoa, Mollusca, Gastropoda, Stylommatophora, Geomitridae. The record is from the annotation of a GenBank genome assembly.